Messenger RNA from Esox lucius (northern pike), 1355 nucleotides. Its product is annotated as cytotoxic T-lymphocyte protein 4-like. Gene Ontology annotation, cellular component: external side of plasma membrane. Lineage: Eukaryota; Metazoa; Chordata; Actinopteri; Esociformes; Esocidae. The transcript is spliced from 4 exons. Gene Ontology annotation, biological process: T cell receptor signaling pathway; regulation of T cell proliferation. The record is from RefSeq and is a predicted model, not a curated record. The coding region runs from base 102 to 791 and encodes 229 amino acids.
GUCUGAGGUGAAACCUUUCCUUCAGAAACUCAGUGGGCUCCUCUCCAUUCUACUCUCUGCUCCUUUCCCCCUUUCAUCAAUUGAAGGAUGAGGAGGACAAGAUGGACGGAUACCUGUGGAUGACAGCAAUUCUCCUGGCGUUCUGGGGUGAUGUGUUCACUGCACAAUCCCAGGCACCCAACUGCCAAGCAAGAACGAAGUACAUCCAGCAUGUGGUUCCACACAGCCAAGUAUCCAUCGCCUGCCCCAACUUGACCGGGGAUGAUCUCAGGUUCCAUCUACUGGGUUCCGUGCACGAGAACAGCAUUAAAAUUCACACCACGGUGCUCAAAAAGACUAAGGAGCAGAACCGAAACCACACCGGAACCAAUCGUCAAGAAAGCUUUGUCCAGUUCGGGCAGGUUGAACCGGCCCUGAACCAGAACCUGUCCAACAGCUACGUGUUCACAGUCAAUGGAACAGGCCUGUACAGCUGCAAGGCAGAGAGAAUGUGGCCUCCACCAUAUAAAGAGGACACUGUUGAGACUAUGCUGAUUGAAGGGGAAUGUCAGAACCACCAAGUUCCACAGGAAAAUCCGAUUUGCCCGGAGGAUCUCAAGCCACUCCUCCUGUGGCUGUUAUUGGUGGGAUGUGGUGUACUUUUUUUCUACAGCGUCAUCAUCACGAUUAUCACCAUCUUCGUCACAAGGAAACUGAAGAAGAAAAAAUCUGAAAAUAAUAUUUAUAUGAAUGUGACGCCUGCUGAGAUGAAAGGACAGAAGAGAGUCCAGAAACCGGCCAUUAGGAGAUAAUGACCCUGAAUGGACUCUGGCUGUUUUCCCAAUAGCCACUUAAUUCCUAUAUAGUGCACAGACUUCCGUUAAAAACGUUGGACGUUAUCUACUGGCACAUUCAGAGCAUUAUAAUUAUUCAGUCAAAGUAAUUAUUUACUAAAUUACGUUAUAAAGAGGUCCCAUUAGGUAUCCUAUAACUGCCAUCAGCAUAGCGACUUGCAUCUUCUUGCUGGCUGGCCUCUGUAGCCCAUCAGGUUUAGUCCUGGUCCUGGCUGUUCUCCAUAACCCAGCAGGUUUAGUCCUUGUCCUGGCUGGUCUCUGUAACCCAGCAGGUUUAGUCCUUGUCCUGGCUGGUCUCUGUAACCCAGCAGGUUUAGUCUUGAUCCUGGCUGGCCUCUGUAACCCAGCAGGUUUAGUCCUGGUCCUGGCAGGUUGGAGGGCCAGUAGGGGGCACUCUUUCCUCUGCUCUGAACACCAAAUGCCAAUGGCAGCUAAAAGGAUGUUCAUCAAGUACUAUAUGUACAGUAUACACCCCUCACAUUUUUGUUCAUGUGACAACACUGAAGAAAUGACACUUUGCUA